ACACAUGCGCGCAAGCAGCAGACUGUCCUUCAAUCUGUGAUUUAUACCGUCUGACACCAAAAUGCAGAAGUUCAGCAGUUUCCUACAGCAGACCUUCGUGACUGUAAAACGUCUUUGCGGGUGAAUGGCAGAUGGAUAUCAUUGUGAAAUGUUUAGGUGACCUUCUCAUGCUUCCUCCUGCACGGAAGUGCUAGGAAUGACAGUACAGCUGAGAACGUCUGCUGUUUUUCCAGUUCAACUUCAGUCAGCUGGAAACAGCACUUGCUGUUCGGUGCUCUGCAUUACAGCUCGACACGGAUGAACGCCUUAAUAAUAAUAAUAUCACCAUGAUGGACUUUGUAUCACACACUGCCUACUGGCCUCUCAUUCGAUUCCUGCUGCCACUGGCCAUCACUAAUAUAGCUAUUGACUUUGGAGAACAGGCUUUAAACAGAGGAAUAGCUGCUGUAAAAGAGGACAGAGUUGAGAUGUUGGCUAGCUAUGGUCUGGCGUACUCGCUUAUGAAGUUCUUCACUGGACCCAUGAGCGACUUCAAGAAUGUUGGACUUGUUUUUGUCAACAGCAAGAGGGAGAGAAACAAAGCUGUCCUCUGCAUGGCUGUGGCAGGGAUCAUUGCCAUUGUUUUCCAUGUCCUCAUAGCUUACACAGAUCUGGGUUACUACAUCAUAAAUAAGCUCCACCAUGUGGAUGAAUCGGUUGGAAACAAGACGAGGAAAGCCUUCCUGUACCUUGCAGUAUUUCCAAUAUUAGAUGCAAUUGCGUGGAUUCACACUGGCAUCCUCCUAAAGCACAAGUACAGUCUGCUGGUAGCCUCUGCCUCAAUCUCUGAUGUUGUUGCACAGAUAAUAUUUGUGAUAAUCCUUCUCCAAAGUAACUUGGAAUGUUUAGAGCCUCUUCUUAUUCCCAUUCUCGCUCUGUACAUGGGAGCUCUGGUGCGCUUCACUAUCGUUGGACUGGGCUACUACCGCAACAUCCAUGGCAACAUUCCAGAGUCAAGCAGUCUCGAUCAGGGGGGUGAUACCACUGUAAGGAAGAUGCUCAGUUUCUGGUGGCCGCUUGCACUGAUUUUAGCCACUCAGCGCAUCAGCAGACCCAUCGUCAACCUGUUUGUCUCACGGGACCUUAAAGGCAGCACCGCAUCAAUUGAAGCGGUAGCAGUCCUUACAGCAACAUAUCCUGUGGGUCACAUGCCCUACGGCUGGUUAACAGAACUGCGAGCUGUCUAUCCAGCUUUCGAUAAGAAUAUCCCUUCUAAUAAAUUAGCUGGUGGUCAGCCAGUCACCAAUUCUCACAUCAAGAGAUUCACUCUCUGCUGCUUGAUUCUCUCUUUAACGCUUUGUUUCAUUGUAUUCUGGACCCCGCAUGUUUCUGAGCAAAUCCUCGUAGGCGUCAUCGGGGUGGACAUGGCCUUUGCACAACUCUGCACAAUUCCUCUGAGAAUCUUUUCCUUCUUCCCUCUGCCAGUAACUGUUCGAGCUUAUCUAACGGGCUGGUUAAUGACGUUGAAGAAAACCUUCGUGUUGGCACCCAGUUCUGUCCUGCGCAUAAUUGUGCUCAUCACAAGCCUUCUGGUGCUGCCUCACAUGGGUGUGCAUGGUGCAACACUGGGAGUGGGAUCUUUAUUGGCAGGAUUCGUGGGGGAGUCAACCAUGGUCACAGUGGCUGCCUGUUACGUAUACCGAAAACAGCAGAAAACCCCAGAUACAGAAAUGGUUGUGGAUGAAGAUAACUCUUCCCCAAUGAGUGAGGUCACCUCCAGGACCCAGUUAGAUGAUAUUGAAGUGAAUGAGACUGAGAGGGUGGGAAGAGACAUCAAUGAAAAUGAAUGAAUUGUAGGAUGAGAAAAAUCACCUUGAAGAUGAAUUUUUUAUUUUUUUAUUUUUUUUUCUGAGGGUGAAGAGGUGGAUAUCUGAAGAGGUGCAAUGACCUGACUGAAUCUUUGACAAUUAAGAGUAUGUUUGUGAUUGUUUAGUCCAUUAGAUGUAUUAAUAUCUAAUAAAUCGACAUUUCAUCAUACAACCACCAAAUGACAGACCCUAGCAGAUUAGACAAAUAGAAUUAUGCACUUUUUUUUUUUUUUACAUAUUUACACAUACAGUAAGUCUUCCAAAAUUCCUGUUCUGCUGCCACUGAACAUUUUUGCCAAAACAGACCGAUGCACCAUGGGAGCAAGGCCGGCACUAAUAUUCACAGGGCACAGGGCAACGGCCCUGCCCAAGAAAGAGAACUCCACCUCUUGAAAUGCAUCAAGAACGACUUAAAGAUGUUUUCUUGAGAAGUGUUAUCUGCUGAACUUUGACCACACAACAUACUGCCUAGUUUUUCUUUUACUUUAAAGCACACAAUACUUGGGAGUAUAUUAUAAUGUUCUAGUGGAAUUGGGUUUACUGACUUGGAGCAUUGACUUGAAAUUACAUUUUGUAUGUGUAUAUAUUUAGAUAUUUCAAAUUAUCAGGUUUAAUUUUUUAUACUAUAUUGAUCUUGACAGAUUUUGGCUACUUUGCAAAUCUGUGUAUAUGUUAUUACUUUGGAGACAUUUAAGCCUGAGGAUGACACUCUUCUAUUUAUUGAUUUGGUUGUUUGAAUUGAUUUGUAUAGUGUGACUAUAUUUCUGACCCAGUAUUAGCCAUUUAGGAUCUGCUUCUUUUUGUAACUUGUUUGGGACCAGAUUAUAGAACCAUUUACAUUUAUUUUUUUUCUUCAAUAGAAGGUCUAAGCCAUUUAUAAUUUUUGCAAUUUCUUAUCGAAAUGUAGUUUUAUUCUGUUAAGAAUAAAAAGUGUUUGUGCACA
Xyrauchen texanus (razorback sucker) is the source of this 2790-nucleotide messenger RNA. Its product is annotated as progressive ankylosis protein homolog B-like. The transcript is spliced from 12 exons. Gene Ontology annotation, cellular component: membrane. NCBI's taxonomy places the organism in Eukaryota, Metazoa, Chordata, Actinopteri, Cypriniformes, Catostomidae. The record is from RefSeq and is a predicted model, not a curated record. Gene Ontology annotation, biological process: phosphate ion transmembrane transport. Gene Ontology annotation, molecular function: phosphate transmembrane transporter activity. Bases 327 to 1829 code for a protein of 500 amino acids.